Molecule: messenger RNA, 2647 nt
Organism: Elgaria multicarinata webbii
Lineage: Eukaryota; Metazoa; Chordata; Lepidosauria; Squamata; Anguidae
Gene: MIEF2
Product: mitochondrial elongation factor 2
Exons: 4
Coding region: 257-1633 (458 amino acids)
Biological process (GO): mitochondrion organization; positive regulation of mitochondrial fission
Cellular component (GO): mitochondrial outer membrane
Source: RefSeq, a predicted model, not a curated record
AACUUCAAAAUAGCAACCGGAAACCUGACUCCUUCCCCUCUGUAGCAAAUUAUUAUUCUCAGACCUUGUCACGGAUCAGUCCGCAAAGCUCUUUCUCAGCGUAGCUGGCAGGUGUGAUUGCUACUGAUAAUGUGCCAGCAGCCCCUGACAUCCUUGCGUUGCUGUUGGUCCACAGUGUCUCUGGUUCUCUUCUUCCCAUUGAUCCCAUAACGGCGUCCCCUUAGCCAAACCUGCUUUUGUUUCCGGAAGGUGGACAAUGGCGGGCUACGGCCACGAGCAGGGGAAGAGGAGUGACGAACGCGGCUUGGGCAGCGUGGUGGACUUCCUGCUGGCCAAUGCCAGGGUGGUCUUGGGCGUCAGCGGAGCAGCUGUGUUGGCCAUUGCAACGCUGGCUGUGAAGAAGCUGAUAGACCGAGCCACCAGCCCACCAGACGAUGACGACGACAUAAAAGCCAAGCAGAAGUCCUUCGAGGAAAGCUGGCAGGAACUCAGCCUGAUCAAGGCGAUGCCCAAGACACGGCGGGAAGACCUUGAGGAGCCACUGCUGUCUCCAGUCCGGGGAGUGACUGCACAAGAACCUGACAGUCAUAUCUUGUCCUCUGUGGUCCCUCCGGUGGAAUUGAGGGCCCUGUUGUGCCUCACACUGCAGGAGAAGCUUCUCUCAUUCUUCAGGGACCACAUCUCCAUGUCAGAGAUGGAAAAGGCUAUGGGGAAGCAGCUGGCAGGGGACAUCUGUGCUGAGUUGCAAAGCUUCCUGAAAAACAAGUCUUCGGAACUGCCCUUUGGGAAUAUAUUCCUUAGUGGCUACCUCUGCGAUGACCUCGUCGGCCGCAACCACCUCGAAGUUGACUUCAUGCUUCCCUUAGUGCUGGAAUCUAAUCUCUGGUGCCUGAUCCCAGGAGAACAGACUGUCGUGAAUAACCCCUGCUUCGGGAUGAUCAAACGGACCGGUCUGGAGUAUUUCCCGCGGGGAAACAGCCCCUGGGACAGGUUCCUUGUGGGCGGGUAUCUCUCGUCCAACACCGUCAAUGACGCCCUCCAUAAGAUAUUGGUGGCCUCCGUCAACUGGCCUGUCAUCAGCAGCAUGUUGGAAUGCGUGGUCAGGCCUGUGAUGGCUCCCAAGGAGCUCAAGCUGGAGGUGAGGUAUGAACAGAUCCAUCUGGACGUAACCCUCUGCCCCAUGAUAGAAAUGGGGGAUAAAAUUCUGCUCGCUGCAUCUUCUGAAGAACCUGUGGAGAACCUUUGGCAGCUAAGCUUUUACGCGGCAGAGAUCUCCAAGAUUAAAGACCUGGAUGCCGGAGAUUCAGGCGUCCGGCAAUCUUGUCUCAAUAUCUUGAAGGUUAUCUUUGAAAACCAUCCCUUCUGGAGCAAGCUGGCUGGCAGUCCUUUGACUCACGUCAUCCUGCACUUGAGCCAAACCGAACUUGACUGGUCAGAAGCAGCGUUGGCUGAUAGGUUCCAGCAGGUGCUGGAAGAGCUGGUCCAGUACCUGGCGAAAGGUUCCCUGCCUUGCUUUUUCGACAGCAGGAUCAACCUUUUCAGCCGCCUGCCCUUGGAGGAGAUAGAAGAGAUCGGUUGUACCUUGUACGAGGCUUUAGCGGAGCCAGACCUGGCGACUGGACUGGGAUUAUAAACACAUGACCCAGUUGUGGCACUUUGUCUACUUUGGGGGUUGAGUGGCAUGGGAGAUUCUUGUCCGCUCAUCCCCAAUGCAGUUCUUUGCACCUAAUGAAAUGAAAGUAUUAGCUCUUGCAGUAAAGUGGUCCUGGGUUGUAAGAGCUAUUUUCUUCUCUUCUCUCCCAGAUCUUGAAAUCUAGGGUUGAUGUUGUAAUUCCCCCAUGGUUGGAUCCUGUGCUACUGUAGGAAUUGCCAAGCCAGAUUGGAAGGUUGAGCUUCCGUAGGGGGAGAAACACCCACCCACCCCACUGGCUGCAUCAUGGGGAUUUGGUGUGAUUUCCCCCUGCCCCCUCCUACUUGGUUUUCCCCCAUCACUCUGUAACAGGAGUAGGGUGAGAUGGAGCAGUAACCUUGAAGACGUCCCCACCCCCCACCUACCCCAUGUAAGAGCCGGCACCAGGGACCAGUUUUGUGGAAGAGAAUUUUUCCACGGACCGGGGGGGGGGGGGUUGAGGGGAUGCUUUUGGGAAGCCACGUCCGCCCCCGCCCCCACUCCAACGUCCUGGCUUUGCUUCGGCUGGGUGGUCGCCCAGCCAAAGCAAAGCCAGGAUGCUGGGGCAGGCGGCUUCGGAACGGCUUGCCCAGAAGUUGCUCUCCCAGAGCAGCUUCCGGACGGGUGUGCCGUUCCAAAGCCACCCACCCCACCCGUGUCCUGGCUUCGCUUCAGCUGGGCAGGCGAGAUGGCGUCCUGCGCUCAGGUACACUGGGGUGGGGGUGGGUUGGUGAAAGCAGCUCACCUGCGCGGCCCGGUUCCUAACAGGCCAUGGACCGGUACUGGUCCGUGGCCUGGGGAUUGGGGACCCCUGGUCUACCCAAUGUCUCUGAGCUGUGCUGUGUCUGCUUUUUUUGCACAACUUGGAAGUCCUGGAAAAAAUACCUGGGGUGGAUGGAUGCAUAAAUUGGAAAUUGGAAGCAGCGUAGGUUCUGCCAUAGAUGCUGAGCCAGUAAUUUCCCCCUAAUCUGCUGUGCA